AUUGACGCUAAUGUGUACAAGAGAUGGAAGGUGAAUCGAUCAAUGGGCAGCUAAGAUACUGGCUGUACCCCACCUCGCGGGGCAAAGGGUUCUUAAAUACAAAAAAGAUUUAACCCCUCCAAAAUUCAGCCAGCAGCUCAGAAUAACAACAACUUGACGAGGGUUUCCUACCACUCCCAUUGCGGUGCCAGAAUUGCUCGCUACUUAGCCUCCUCACCCUAGGGACCUCUUCGCACCCUUAAACAUGCUCGACGUCCUCGAUUUCAUCGCCGAGCGGGGCGGCAAUCCCGAGAAGAUCCGCGAGUCUCAGCGCCGCAGAUACGCCAAGGUCGAAGUUGUCGACGAGGUCAUCGAGAUGUUCGAGGACCACCGCAGAACCCAGUAUGCCGCAACGCAAAUGAAUAGCAAGAUCAACGAAGUGAAUAAGCAGAUAGGCGCCAAGAAGAAGGCCAAAGAAGACGCCGACGAGCUUCUCCAGCAAAGAGCCAGUCUCGACAAGGAGAAGAAGGAUCUGCUCGACUCGGCCGCCCAGAAAGACGUCGCGCUCAAGGCCAAGAUCAAGACCAUCGGCAACAUCGUCCACGACUCGGUCCCCGUCAGCGACGACGAAGACAACAACGCGAUCCAGCGCACGUGGGCGCCCGAAGGCGUCAAGGUCGAGAAGAAGAAUGUGCUCUCGCACCACGAGGUCCUGCUGCGGCUCGACGGCUACGAUCCAGAUCGCGGGGUCAAGGUUGUCGGCCACAGAGGCUAUUUCCUGCGGCAGUGGGGCGUGUUUCUCAACCAGGCGCUGAUCAACUACGGGCUGGAAUACCUGACGGACAAGGGCUUCACCCCGCUGCAGACGCCUCAGUUCAUGCUCAAGGACUAUAUGGGCAAGACGGCCCAGCUGGAGCAGUUCGACGAGGAGCUAUACAAGGUCGUCGACGGCGACCCGCAGAAUGACAAGUACCUCAUCGCCACCUCGGAGCAGCCCAUCUCGGCCUUCCAUGCCGACGAGUGGAUCAUAGCCAAGGAGCUCCCGAUCCGAUACGCCGGGUUCAGCACGUGCUACCGGCGGGAGGCCGGUUCCCACGGUCGCGACGCCUGGGGCAUCUUCCGCGUCCACCAGUUCGAGAAGGUGGAGCAGUUCGUACUCACGGAUCCCGAGAAGUCGUGGGAGAUGUUCGACGAGAUGAUCGCCACCUCGGAGGGGUUCUACCAGUCCCUAGGACUCCCGUACCAGGUCGUAGCUAUCGUCUCGGGGGCGCUGAACAACGCGGCGGCGAAGAAAUUCGACCUGGAGGCGUGGUUCCCCUUCCAGGGAGAGUAUAAGGAGCUCGUGUCGUGCUCCAACUGCACCGACUACCAAUCUCGCGCGCUAGAGAUCCGGUUCGGCACCAAGACGCAGACGGACGCCAAGAAGAAAUACGUGCACUGCCUCAACUCGACGCUGUGCGCGACGGAGAGAGCGUUAUGUUGCAUCCUCGAGAACUACCAGACGGAGGACGGCCUCCGCGUUCCCGAGCCGCUGCGCAAGUAUCUCCCGGGCGCACCGGAGUUCAUCCCGUUUACGAGAGAACUGCCCAAGGACACAACUUCGCAGAAGGUCAAGGCGAAGGCAGAGAAGGCGGCGAAGCCGAAGGCAGCGGGCGUGGCGGAGACUGGAGAGAAGCUUAAGGACCUGGCCGUAUAAGCAGGAGGAGAUCCGGAUGCCUACAGUCGCGCACUCGGCCCCCCCCCCCGAGAAGGC
Messenger RNA from Durotheca rogersii, 1732 nucleotides. RefSeq lists its product as uncharacterized. Gene Ontology annotation, molecular function: serine-tRNA ligase activity; ATP binding; tRNA binding. Bases 245 to 1675 code for a protein of 476 amino acids. NCBI's taxonomy places the organism in Eukaryota, Fungi, Ascomycota, Sordariomycetes, Xylariales, Xylariaceae. The record is from RefSeq and is a predicted model, not a curated record. Gene Ontology annotation, cellular component: cytosol. The transcript has 4 exons. Gene Ontology annotation, biological process: seryl-tRNA aminoacylation.